Messenger RNA from Perca flavescens (yellow perch), 1364 nucleotides. RefSeq names its product YKT6 v-SNARE homolog (S. cerevisiae) (gene ykt6). Gene Ontology annotation, molecular function: SNAP receptor activity. Gene Ontology annotation, cellular component: Golgi apparatus. Lineage: Eukaryota; Metazoa; Chordata; Actinopteri; Perciformes; Percidae. Gene Ontology annotation, biological process: endoplasmic reticulum to Golgi vesicle-mediated transport. The record is from RefSeq and is a predicted model, not a curated record. The transcript has 8 exons. Bases 299 to 895 code for a protein of 198 amino acids.
AUACCGGCGUGUUUGUUUCCUCCGGAGCAAAUAUCCCGUUGAAUCGUCUGAGGAUCUUGUGACGUGGUGAUUGGUCACUGAAAACUACUUAGCCGGCUAGUUAGCGGUAACUACAUUGUGAUCAAGCCGCCGGACGUCUGCUAUACGCAUUAACGAGUUUUAGUUUAUAUGGAAUAAAAAGUUUAUUCGGUUGUUUUACGGGAAUCAAACUAUUUGCUGCUGAUUUGUCUGAUCCUCAGGGCUGUGGGAUCGUAUCUGCUGUGACUGACUGACUGACCAGAACUCACACGGCGGCAGCAUGAAGCUCUACAGCCUCAGCAUCCACCAUAAAGGAGCGACCAAAGCCAACCUCCUUAAAUCGGCCUAUGACCUCUCCUCCUUCAGCUUCUUUCAGCGAUCCAGUGUUCAGGAGUUCAUGACCUUCACCAGUGCCUUGAUUGUUGAACGGACAUCACAAGGAACCCGUGCCUCUGUCAAAGAACAAGAGUACCUGUGCCAUGUGUAUGUAAGAAAUGACAACCUGAGCGCUGUAGUCAUUGCAGACACUGAAUACCCACAGAGAGUCUGUUUCACAUUGCUAGACAAGGUAUUAGAGGAGUUCUCCAGGCAAGUGGACAGUAUAGACUGGCCCUCUGGUAAUCCUGAAACUAUAAACUACAAAGCUCUGGAUGUUCACCUUUCUAAAUACCAGAACCCCAGGGAAGCAGAUGCAAUGACCAAAGUGCAGGCAGAGCUGGAUGAGACUAAGAUCAUUUUGCACAACACCAUGGAAAGUCUGUUGGAGAGAGGAGAGAAACUGGAUGAUCUUGUGGCAAAGUCAGAGCACCUGGGAAACCAGUCCAAAGCCUUCUAUAAGACUGCACGAAAACAGAACUCAUGCUGUGAAGUCAUGUGAUGCCGCUGCCUUGUCCUCGUGGACACGCCUCUCUCUGCCUUUCUGCUUUUCCUACAACUCCCAUCACGCACCAGCCACCAGCUCUCAACACAAAGGACAGAACAGACACUGUCUAAUCCGGGAUGGCGUGCCGUGGAUGAGAGCACAGAGGGUGGAAGGUGGUGGCCAGUCUUAAGUGUGACUUGUCCGGAUUGUGACUGAUGGGGGCUGAAGGAGUGAUGGGGUUUGGUCGGGGGAAAGAAGUAACAACAUUUGAUUUAUUUUUAACCUUUCAAAGGGUAAACAUCUGUGUGGUGUUUCAAUACCAGCUGCAAACAUAAUAGUGUGACGUUGUGUAUCGGUGAUGUGUUGUUGAAACGUCUUCAAACCAUUUAAUAUUAUUAAGAUUGAAUCAAAACUUGAUAGUUUGAUUUCAGCUCUUAAAAUUCUCAAGAGUAUUAACCACAAUUAUACUUCUGCUUCAAGGCAA